AUGGCAGACUCCCCGCAUGGUACCGAUGGUACCAUUGGCAAGAUUCUGCGUUUCCGGAAACCAAAGUGCACCCCGGCCAUCUUCAUCCAUGCUGGUGCCGGGUUCCACAGUCCUCAGAACGAGCGGAUCCAUCUUGAAGCCUGUGCCUCGGCGAGUGAAAUGGGUAUGCGGUUUCUGAAGGCCGGCUCGAGCGCCAUCGAAUCUGUUGAAGCAGCCUUGAAGGUUCUCGAGGAUAAAGAGAUUACAAACGCCGGCUACGGAUCCAACCUGUCUAUUGAUGGCAUUGUUGAGUGCGACGCCACUGUGGUCGACCACCUCGGACGGAGUGGCGCGUGUGGUGCUGUGCCAGGCGUACGCAACCCCAUAUCUCUGGCCAAGACCAUCCUAGACACGAGUAACAAGCCCCUCAGUCUACGUCGUGUCCCACCCAAUGCCCUCGUUGGCGAAGGGGCUAAGAAGUUUGCUGAGGAGAAUGGCAUAGUGACAUGCUCCAAUGAGCAGCUGGUAUCAAAAAAUGCUCGAGAUCGCUUCAUUCGCUGGCAGAUGGACUUAAACCGUGUUGAGAGCAACUCAGAUCCUCGGAUGCUUCCGACAGUGGAUCAAGGCCACAUAGCACGAUCUCGACAUUUGCUCGACAAUGCGUCGCCCCUCCAUGCUUCGGAUCUACCUUUUCGCCCCGACCACAGCGCUGCAAUACUUGCUGCCACAUGGAAUGAGGGACAGCCCGGCUCUCCCAAUUGCGCUGCCCAAGAGCUAUCCGCCCCAGGUGGAAGUAUCACUCCUGGUGCAUUACCUCAACGCACACACCCGAAGAUAUGGUCAAGACUUGAGAUAAAUGAGCCUAGCAUCCCCGGGGACAACAGCAUUGUGCCGUCCAGCCAUAGUCUACAGAGCGGGAGUACACAAUUGCCAACCUUGGAACCGAUGGCAAACAGGACAACCGGCGAGGCAGAUACGGCGCAACAUCACCGCGCCACCUCGACGCCAGAAUGCAUGCGGCACAAUAGCCAAUGGGAUAGGGCCCAAAAUGGCCCUCCCUCUUUGGAGAGCCACAUUCCAACUUCUCAGGGGAUUAAGCGCCCUCACAGCCAAAUGGGUGGCGACGAAGAGGAACCUGGCCAGCCUUCCUGGAUCAUAGCUCCACCUUUUCUGACCCGCGAGGACGGCGAGGACGUCAUAACAGACACUAUCGGUGCUAUUACAGUGGAUGAAAAUGGCCACAUCGCCGCUGGGUCAUCUUCGGGUGGGAUUGGGAUGAAGCACAGAGGUCGCCUAGGCCCCGCUGCCCUUGUUGGCGUGGGCACGGCCGUGAUACCAUGUGACAAGGACGAUGAGGAUCAGGUUAGCGUGGCUGUUGUAACGAGCGGUACCGGAGAACACAUGGUAACAACAAUGGCAUCACAGCGAUGCGCUGAGAGGAUCUACUACGGUACGCGAAAAGGACAAGACGGCGAGGAUAUUCGUGAGGAUGACGAGGAUGCCAUCAUGGAAUCCUUUGUCGUCAAUGACUUUAUGAACCAUCCUGGGGUCAAGAAUUGCCACUCCGCCGCCGCCAUUGGUGCUAUGGCUGUCAAGAAGACACCCAGGGGCUACUACCUAUACUUUGCUCACAAUACCGACUCCUUCGCUCUAGCAUCGAUGAGCGGUUUCGACAAGCAGCCGGUAUGUACCAUGUCGCGUUUGCCCCAGGGAGGCAAGAUUGCCAAAGGUGGACUCAGGAUCAGCGUGGACUGA
This is a messenger RNA of Geosmithia morbida, 1734 nucleotides long. RefSeq lists its product as uncharacterized. The record is from RefSeq and is a predicted model, not a curated record. Gene Ontology annotation, biological process: protein maturation. Gene Ontology annotation, molecular function: threonine-type endopeptidase activity. The transcript has 3 exons. The coding region runs from base 1 to 1734 and encodes 577 amino acids. NCBI's taxonomy places the organism in Eukaryota, Fungi, Ascomycota, Sordariomycetes, Hypocreales, Bionectriaceae.